AUGCCUGGUGUUGUCGAGUACCCCGCCUCUGCCUCUGGCCGGCUACUACUUAUUUCUAAUCGCCUGCCCAUCACGAUCAAGAAGCGCGCCGAAGAUGGCGAAUACAGCUUUUCCAUGUCCUCUGGCGGCCUCGUCACUGGCCUGAGCGGCCUCGCCAAGACCACAAGUUUCCAGUGGUAUGGCUGGCCCGGUUUGGAGGUACCAGAGGCUGAAGCUGGCCCAUUGCGCGAGCAGCUCAAGGAGAAGCACAAUGCGAUUCCGGUGUUUGUCGACGACGAGCUUGCAGAUCGCCACUACAACGGAUUUGCUAAUUCGAUUCUCUGGCCGCUCUUUCACUACCACCCCGGCGAAAUUACAUUCGACGAAUCUGCAUGGGCGGCCUACCGCGAGGUAAACAGGUUGUUUGCCCAGACAGUUGCCAAAGAUGUGCAGGACGGCGACCUGGUGUGGGUGCAUGAUUACCACCUGAUGUUGCUGCCGCAGAUGCUGCGGGAGGAAAUUGGCAACACAAAAAAGAACAUCAAGAUCGGGUUUUUCUUGCACACCCCUUUCCCUAGCAGCGAGAUCUACCGCAUUCUACCCGUCCGGGAACAGCUGCUGCUGGGCAUCCUCGACUGCGAUUUGAUCGGGUUCCACACGUACGACUACGCGAGGCAUUUCUUGAGUAGCUGCUCGAGGAUAUUGCAAACCUCGUCAACACCAAAUGGCGUGGAAUGGAACGGGCGGUUCGUGACAGUCGGCGCGUUCCCCAUCGGUAUCGAUCCUGAGAAAUUCGUCGACACGCUCAAGAAGGAGGAAGUCCAGAACCGUAUUGCUGCUCUCAAGCGCAAGUUCGAGGGCGUCAAGCUCAUUGUGGGAGUCGACCGGCUCGAUUACAUCAAGGGCGUGCCGCAGAAGCUACAUGCCUUGGAAGUGUUCCUCACGGAGCACCCCGAGUGGAUCGGCAAGAUCGUCCUAGUGCAGGUCGCGGUCCCAAGUCGUCAGGACGUGGAGGAGUACCAAAAUUUGCGGGCGGUGGUGAACGAGCUCGUUGGGCGUAUCAACGGCAAGUUCGGUACAAUCGAGUUCAUGCCUAUCCACUUCUUGCACCAGUCAGUCAACUUCGACGAGCUCACAGCUCUCUACGCCGUUAGCGACGUGUGCCUUGUCAGCUCGACGCGUGACGGCAUGAACCUGGUGUCGUACGAGUACAUUGCGACACAGCGAGAGCGCCACGGCGUCAUGAUCCUGUCCGAGUUCACCGGCGCCGCGCAGAGCCUUAAUGGAAGCCUGAUCGUCAACCCAUGGAACACGGAGGAGCUGGCCAACGCCGUCCACGAUGCCGUCACGAUGUCGCCCGAGCAGCGCGAAGCCAACUUCCGCAAGCUCGAGCGCUACGUCUUCAAGUACACGAGCGCCUGGUGGGGGCAGAGUUUCGUUUCCGAGCUCACGCGCAUUAGUGCUGCCGAAGAGGGCAAGCGGAACAGCGCGGCUAACACGGCGAAGCUGGCGUUGAGGAACGCGGCCGAGAGUGUUGCAGGUGCUGCGAGCCAGGCGGUCGAAGGGGUGCAGAGCGCCGUUGCGGGCGUGUCUGGGGAGGGUAAUCAGUGA
This is a messenger RNA of Dichotomopilus funicola, 1590 nucleotides long. Its product is annotated as glycosyltransferase. The record is from RefSeq and is a predicted model, not a curated record. Lineage: Eukaryota; Fungi; Ascomycota; Sordariomycetes; Sordariales; Chaetomiaceae. The coding region runs from base 1 to 1590 and encodes 529 amino acids. The transcript has 3 exons. Gene Ontology annotation, molecular function: alpha,alpha-trehalose-phosphate synthase (UDP-forming) activity; trehalose-phosphatase activity. Gene Ontology annotation, cellular component: alpha,alpha-trehalose-phosphate synthase complex (UDP-forming); cytosol. Gene Ontology annotation, biological process: cellular response to heat; trehalose biosynthetic process.